Messenger RNA from Mercurialis annua (annual mercury), 601 nucleotides. RefSeq lists its product as uncharacterized. Bases 1 to 414 code for a protein of 137 amino acids. Lineage: Eukaryota; Viridiplantae; Streptophyta; Magnoliopsida; Malpighiales; Euphorbiaceae. The transcript is spliced from 2 exons. The record is from RefSeq and is a predicted model, not a curated record.
AUGGAGGACAGCAACGAAAAGACGCCAUCUGACACGGUUAGAUGUAGCCGGAACCGAUGCAAUUGCUUCACCGGAAAUUGCAGCGAUAACUCUGACGAUGAAUUCGACUGUUUCGGUGAUUCAUCCUCUAAAUUUAUUUCUUCUAGUGAAGCAAUGGAAAUUCUGAAGGUAUUAGUGAUUAUAAUUGCAUUUGAUCAAUUUUUGAUUUAUAUUGAGCGGAGUUUGGUCCCGUGUUCAAGUGUUUCUGAGAGAAAUUUACUAGCCGACACUGCGAGAAUCGUCGAUAAGAACAAGAUCUGUAAGCGUAAAGACGAUUUUUGCAGGAACAUUGUUAUUGAAGGAUUAAUAAGUCUUGGGUACAACGCUUUUAUCUACAUAUCUAGCUGGGAAAAAUCUCCGUUUGCUGAUGGUUGACCAAUGGUUAACUUAUGGUUAACCAAUAAUUUUAGAUUUAAAAAAAGACGAUAUAGGUUUAUUUCUGACGGUGGCAGUUGCGGUGGUAAAGGCGGAGGUAUUUGUAAUAGAAUUUUCAACUAGUUUAAUAGAAAUUGAGGUUUAAAUUUGUAAUAGUUUGUUAUUGGUUAACCAAUGGUGUACUAAU